Cinara cedri is the source of this 1105-nucleotide messenger RNA. The record is from the annotation of a GenBank genome assembly. Lineage: Eukaryota; Metazoa; Arthropoda; Insecta; Hemiptera; Aphididae.
UUGCANAUGAAGAUUUUGAGAAAUUUGAACGCGAGUAUUUUCAAAAUUGAUGGAUGAUGCUAUAAUAGGAAAAAUUAUUAUAACUAUAGUCAUAGUCAUAUUUGCUUAUUUUACAUGUUGGCUGUUAAUACCACCAUUUGCUGAUUCAGAAUCAUUUAUUAAUCAAUUAUUUCCAUCUAUUUAUAAUGCACUAGUUAUGCCUGUCUUGUUUGGUGUAAUAUUUAUAAUUAGUUUAACAAUCUACACGUGUGUUGCAAUAAGCUAUUAAAUUAUGUCGAAAAAAUUAAUUGUUGUAAUUGCAGGAAUUACUUGCGGGGGCAAAACUUCUAUUGCAAACAAUCUUCCAAAAUUUUUUAGUAAUAUUUCAAUAUUACAUCAAGAUGACUUUUAUUACACUGACUUAAAUAAAUUAGAAAGUAUUCCAGAAUUAAAUUAUUAUGCAUUUGAUAAAAUAAAUGCGUAUGAUAUGGAUAAAAUGAUGAUUUCAAUUAAUUCUCAAAUCUCUGAUAUUUUGGUAUUAGAAGGAAUUCUUUUACUUGAUGAUAUAAGGAUUGUAAAAUUAGUUGAUUUAAAAUUUUUCAUUGUCAUGGAUAAAAAUAAUAGUUGGAACAGACGUAAAGCAAGAACAUAUUUACCCCCUGAACCAACUGACUAUUUUAACAAUUAUGUCUGGCCCGAGUAUGAAAAACAUUUAGCAAAAAUAGAAAUUGAAAACCAAGAUGUAAUAUUUUUAAAUGGUUCUAAUAGCAUUGACUUUAAUACAACAGUUGUUGUUAAUCAUAUUAAACAAUUUUUAUUAAAUUUAAAAUAAUUUCAAUUUUGUAUUUCUUCAUUAAUGUUAUUAUCUUAUUGAGUAUUAAGUUUAAUUUAAUCUUGUUAAUUAAAAAUUUGUUAAAAUGUUAAUUAUGCAAUGUAAAUUUACAUUAAAGAAUACAUUUAUAUAUAAUUAUUUUCAAAAUUGUAAUUGUUAAAAAAAAAAUUGUAUUUUGGGUUUCAAAAUAUUUCCAAAAAUAUAAUAAUUGAUUAUUAAAUAGUGUUUAAUUUGAUUGUUUUAUUUUAUUUUUUACAAACUAAUUAGUUUUACUCCACAAUUCUAAAAAAAGGA